Messenger RNA from Xenopus laevis (African clawed frog), 636 nucleotides. It is a transcript of the gene crip1.L, whose product is annotated as cysteine-rich protein 1 (intestinal) L homeolog. The coding region runs from base 70 to 303 and encodes 77 amino acids. The transcript is spliced from 5 exons. Lineage: Eukaryota; Metazoa; Chordata; Amphibia; Anura; Pipidae. Gene Ontology annotation, biological process: regulation of gene expression; intrinsic apoptotic signaling pathway in response to DNA damage. The record is from RefSeq and is a predicted model, not a curated record. Gene Ontology annotation, molecular function: zinc ion binding.
CCCGGGGCAGACAAGUCUGCACUCACACACACUGCAAGUCAGCUCAGCAUCAGCACCACCACCACCAAAAUGCCCAAGUGUCCCAAGUGUCAGAAAGAAGUCUACUUUGCCGAGAAGGUAUCCUCCCUGGGCAAAGACUGGCACAGACCAUGUCUCAAGUGUGAAAAGUGCAGCAAGACCCUUUCCCCUGGAAGCCAUGCUGAGCAUGAUGGGAAACCUUAUUGCAAUCAACCAUGCUAUGGAGCAUUGUUUGGACCAAAAGGAUUUGGCCGUGGUGGAGCAGAAAGUCACUCUUACAAAUAAAGUAUAGGUCUGAAACUCAACACAGAAUAGAGGAAAGAUACCUACUAGCAAAAUAUUUUGUUUUAACCUGCCUUAUUACCAUUCAGAACUAUCUCUAUGAGCACUGUAUGUAAUUGACUUGAGAAAUGGUGCUAUUCAGACUACCAGAUGCACUGCUAUGAGUGCCUCGUAAGGGAAACAUUUAUAAACUUGGUCAUUUUGUUCUAAUACCACUGAUCUAACAGCACUAAAAUAAAUAUGAAACGCCUUUUCCAUCAAAAAAAUGAAAUAAAAUAGCAUUGCAAGCAGGUGUAUAUUAUGUUUACUAAAUAAAUGUAAAAGAAUGAAUACAAA